Messenger RNA from Puccinia graminis f. sp. tritici CRL 75-36-700-3, 184 nucleotides. RefSeq lists its product as uncharacterized. The record is from RefSeq and is a predicted model, not a curated record. The transcript has a single exon. Bases 34 to 177 code for a protein of 47 amino acids. Lineage: Eukaryota; Fungi; Basidiomycota; Pucciniomycetes; Pucciniales; Pucciniaceae.
GUUUUUACAUUGGUUAUAUUCCUUGGGAUUUAGAUGCAUAUCUUAACGGAAAGCGCACAUGAUCAGAAGUGGGAGUUGGUUUUACAAACUUUUAGAGAUACUCAAAGAGAUACAAAUCUCGUUACAGUCAGUGUACAAUAUUGUUUGACAACGUCCUCACGUUCUAUAAACAGAUAGGCGAAGG